GCGCACGCGGCGUUUCUGCCGUACAGUCUCGGAGUAACCUCGCGAUCGUCAGCACGUAAUCCGCGACCGUCCGUACUCGAGCGAGAUCACGACAGUCUCGGAGCCAAAUCCUCGCGUAUCAAUCUCACGACCGGGUGGUGUGCGACCGUAAUUUCUCGCCGGCGGCGAAGGACACAGCACGAGAGAUUAGAACGACCCAGCCAAAGAAAGCGACCGCUCUUCAGGACAAAUCUAAAGGAGGGAAAUUUUGAGGGCGAUUUUCUUGCCAUCUGAAGGACCAACGAAAAGGCAUGGCGAGACAACAGACCGUGGAUCGAAACAUUCCUCAUCUGCGGGACAUCUUCGGCUUCGGCAGCAAAUGGGACGCACGCGGCCACGCCGAGGAGAAGGCGCCCGGGCACGAUAGCGCCGUGUCGGUGGGCUCCACGUCGGGCGAGGAGGAGAGCCCGAAGAACAGCAAGAAGAAGAAGUCGCGUCGCCGCGACAAUAGCAAGACGCUGACGGAAAGCGACGUUAAACACCUGGAGCGGCACCUGUCGAUGAAGAAGACCAUACGCAAAAAAAUCAUGCGUGAUCUGCAGCAGGCUUUCGUCGAAGACCCGAACGAGUUUCGCGUGGACGACAUACCGCCAGAGCAGCUCAAGGCGGAGAUCAAUAUCCAGAGCCUGAGCUUCGGCACGCCGUCCCAGAAGCAGGGACGCACGCGUGGCAAUGCCGAGAGCACGUUCCUCGAUAUGUUGCGCGGUGGCGGUUUGGAAAAAAACGGAACGGACGGUGAUCGAGAUUCGGGACACGGGGGAUCGCCGACCAGGGAGACGCCCAGCGCUCAGGACACGGACGACGAGUCCAGCUAUGCAUACGAGGCGCCAGCCACGACGCCCACAAAGAAGAGCGGCAAUUUCUGGAGACGCUUCACCAUGAAGAAUCGCAAUAAGCGAUAAAUCCACGGAUUUAUCCAAGAUCAAUCAACGCAAAGAGAGAGCGUACCGAUACUUUAUAUUCUCCGUCAUCUCGAUAAUUUUUACCAGCGUAGUUAACGAAGCAGAGCUUGCAACUGUGAUAUACAUAAAAACCAAUUCAUCUCCAUCUCUCCCUCGUCCCCCUCCCUCCCGAGACGAUUCUUCUCCGUCGAAUUUUAAGAGGUUCCCGAAAUUCAAUCGCACAACAAGACCGAGGACCAAUCAAUGCUGUACAAAUUUCGGAUCUAAGCGCAUAAAUUUUUAUACAAUACGAUACAUCAAAAGAACAUACACACCUUUUGGACCAGCAUUUUUAUCAUGUGUUAUCACGACAUAUCACGAGAUGUAAUCAAUGCCGAGGUAGAAGAGAAGAGAGACACAGGUAAUUUAUACCUUUUUUAAAUUCUAAAAUAAGAAAAAGUAAUUUAAGAAUUCAGAAAAUGCAAAAAAGGAGUAUGUACUUAUUUUCAUUUUGAAAAAAAGAUAAAAAUUCUUUUAUAAUUAAAUCCCUCGAUCCCUCGUAGCUAAGUAUCCUAGCGAAGGUAUUGGAAGAAAAGCACUCUGCAAAUACAAAUUUUUUAGCUGCGUUUUUUUUUUGUGUUUAAAACGGAAUUUAUAUAUUCAAGCUCCGAAGAGAAAGAGAGAAAGAAGGAGAAAAUAAAGCAUAGCAAAAAAAUGCGGUCGGAACGAACGGAUUUAUGUAGGGAUUGUCCGAGCAAUUCCGCUGUACAUAUAUAUAUAUAUAUAUACUCUUUCUCGAAAUAUAUCGGGGGAACUUCUUAAAACUCUCCGACUCGAAACGCGUAACGAUCGAUGUACCCGAUAACGUAUGUAACUCCCAUCUUUUGACACGUACUUAAAGAAAACGUAAAAAUAGAAAACGAAGGCAGCGACACAGACACGUGUGUAGUAUUUAAGAGUUUAGCUAGUUUUAUUUUUUCUUAACAUAAGAACGCGGAUAAGGCAAUUGUAGGUGAUCGGUAUUAAAAGAGGUAUGUACGCAUGCGCGCCGAUUAGGUAUUAGCUAGUCAACAUCGUUAAAACAUAUACCCGAGAGACCCGGACGAUUUUCUUACUAGCAAAAUCGGAUUUGAUAUCGACUUUUUUGUAACACACACAAAACUCGAAAGUAAGAUAUUUUUUAGCUAUUUUUUACCAGUUCGAAAAAAUUUACAACUUUAAGAUUCAUUCGAAAAAUACACACACAUAUAUAAGGAACUUGGUGAAUUAUGUUGUUUAAAUGCGAUACAUUGCAUUUUUCGUUAUACACUUUGAACUUUAAGAUAUAUUGGUGUUUAUCGAAAUGCUAUUGUUCCUACCGUUUUUUGAGAUAUUUUUCGCUAGUAUUAUAGGCAUUGUCAUUCGCGAAAACGGUUUAUACAUUUGUAUCAACUGUUGUAUCUCUCCCUCAUCCUUUAUUACGAUAAUAAUAAUUAUAAUAAUUAUUCCUUUUAAUAUUAACUGCAACAUUAUAUGUAUAUUAUAAGCUUUAAAUGUAUCAUAUUCGAAGACUACGUCAUAUAAGAGCAGCAAUAUACUCGAAUAAAAAUCUCAUAGAUA
Formica exsecta is the source of this 2519-nucleotide messenger RNA. RefSeq lists its product as uncharacterized. The record is from RefSeq and is a predicted model, not a curated record. NCBI's taxonomy places the organism in Eukaryota, Metazoa, Arthropoda, Insecta, Hymenoptera, Formicidae. Bases 291 to 941 code for a protein of 216 amino acids. The transcript has 3 exons.